Trachymyrmex septentrionalis is the source of this 820-nucleotide messenger RNA. RefSeq names its product charged multivesicular body protein 3 (gene Vps24). Gene Ontology annotation, cellular component: ESCRT III complex; multivesicular body. The transcript is spliced from 4 exons. NCBI's taxonomy places the organism in Eukaryota, Metazoa, Arthropoda, Insecta, Hymenoptera, Formicidae. Bases 120 to 776 code for a protein of 218 amino acids. The record is from RefSeq and is a predicted model, not a curated record. Gene Ontology annotation, biological process: endosome transport via multivesicular body sorting pathway; protein transport; late endosome to vacuole transport.
UCCUUGCAUAUAAAGGCGCUACAUUCUGACAACCUAACCUUGAAAAUUCUGCAGUGAGUAAAGUAUGAAGAUUAUGUCGUUGAAUGCUUUGACGUUUCGAUAAACACGAUUAUCGAGUCAUGGGUUUAUUUGGAAAAUCACAGGAAAAAAACCCUAAAGAAAUGGUUCAAGAGUGGACUCAUAAAUUGAGAAAAGAAGGUUAUCAACUUGAUAGGCAGGUUAGAGCGAUUCAAAGAGAAGAAGAAAAAGUUAAACGUUCCUUAAAAGAAGCAGCAAAAAAAGGAGAUAAAGAUGUAUGCAAAAUCCUUGCAAAAGAGAUUAUAAGGGCUCGCAAAGCUUGCAAUAAGAUUUAUACUUCUAAGGCACACUUAAAUUCUGUAUCAUUACAAAUGAAAAAUCAGUUAGCAACAAUCAGAGUUGCUGGUUCAGUUUCUAAAUCCACAGAAGUGAUGCAAGCAAUGCAAUCUUUAGUAAGAGUACCAGAAGUAGCUGCGACUAUGAGAGAAUUGUCAAAAGAGAUGAUGAAGGCAGGUAUUAUUGAGGAAAUGUUAGACGAGACAAUGGAUUCUAUUGAGGAUUCUGAAGAUAUGGAGGACGAAGCUGAUGAAGAAGUUGAUAAGAUUUUAUGGGAAGUCACAGCUGGUCAGCUCGGUACAGCUCCUGCAGUUGUCACAGAAAAUCCUGGAAUUGCUUCUACCUCUGCAGAAGAAGAAACAGAAGAUGAUGACAAAGAACUUGAAGAGAUGAAAACCCGAUUGCAAAGUCUUCGCAGUUAGACAAAUAAUUAAAUAAUUCAAAAAUAUUUGUAUCAUACAAAUGU